Molecule: messenger RNA, 3024 nt
Organism: Pleurotus ostreatus (oyster mushroom)
Lineage: Eukaryota; Fungi; Basidiomycota; Agaricomycetes; Agaricales; Pleurotaceae
Exons: 12
Coding region: 1-3024 (1007 amino acids)
Biological process (GO): DNA-templated transcription
Cellular component (GO): nucleus
Molecular function (GO): DNA-binding transcription factor activity, RNA polymerase II-specific; zinc ion binding; DNA binding
Source: RefSeq, a predicted model, not a curated record
AUGGCAUCUCCCCCGGACGGACAAGCGUCUCCUUCUUCACCCAAAUCCACCACCCAGCCGUUGCCGCAGUCUCUGCCGUCUGCUACUCCGCAACCUCUGUCUGCCCAGCCGACCCCCGUUGCCAACAAGCCGACAACAAACGCUGACAAGAAACCGCGGCAACGAAAGCGAACACUAGCUGCCGAACCAAAGCCCCGACAUCCCUCUUCUCAAGUCGCCCAGGCACCCCCUCUGCCAAUUCCAACUUCUGUUCUUCAACCGUAUCCUGGUCCUGCCAUUUUCAUGAAUCCCCCAUACCCCGUAAACGGUCCCCCGUACUCACAACAGGGUCAGUACCCGCAGCAACCACAACAAGGCCAGCCCAAUGCAGCAAGUCCCCCUCCGAUGGCCCAAGCUCAGUACAGUUAUGCUAUACAUCCCGCGUCGUACGGGCAUCCACCCGCGUACGGCUACACCCAAAUUCCACACCCACAAAUGGCGGUCGUAUAUGCGCACCCGCCACACGAGCAGCCUCAAGUGCAGCAGCCAAGUCCGCAGGCAACGUCGUCGGGUUCCAAACGUAAGAGGAAAGGCGGUGGUAGGGGUUCAGACAAACCCUCUGAUGAUGAGGCAGGCGCAUCGGGCAGCGAGUUCGCUCGCGCUCAUAGUGCCCAGCCACACCCAACAGCACAGACUCCGGUUGAUCUCAAGAAGCGAACUAAAACACAGCGUGCAUGCGAUAGCUGUCGCGCGCGUAAAAUUAGAUGUGAUGUUAUCACCGACGUGGACCCACCGGUCUGCCAACACUGCAAGCAGUAUGGCUUUGAAUGUACAUUCUUUCUGCCCAUCACGGAGACCCGUUUCAAGAAGAAGAAGCUUGAGGAAGAGGGCGCUGAUAAAGAGAAGUCGGAACCAGUCCGCGCGGCUUCUUCUCAGGCAGACUCUCACCCAAGACAUGAUAUUGGGGUGCUAGGGCCUACCUCACCCGCCCACCUAUUGCACUCACAAGCUACGAUCUCCUCGCGCAUAUACGAGUCUUACGAUCAAAGAUACCAACAUACAUGGGAAGUCACUAAAACGGGAGAUGGCCUUAUCCAGAUCCAGAAGCCGAGCAACGAGGAACAUAAGCAAGCAAUUUCCAAACCCGUCGAUCUACACAUCGAGCGCGAUGUUGUCGAACAACUGAUUAACGCGUACUUUGCUGAUGUUGCCCCCAUUUUACCCGUUGUGACGAAGGCAGAGUUUUUGGCGAACCCCAACCCGCCGCCCAUCCUCCUCUAUUCUAUGUGCCUGGUGGCCGCCGCUCGUCGGGAAAUACCACAAACGGUCUUCGAUACAAUUCGUUACGCGGUCAACAACAUUAUACAGAAAGAAGACGUCUUGUCUACGGCCUCGAUCGUCAAUGUUCAGUCAUUGCUCAUAUUGUGCAUGUCGGGCGACUGUCAUUCGCAGUUCGUUCCAAGCGCACUGUCUGCAUUGUGGAUUCGACUAGGCGCGGCAAUUAGAAUGGCGCAAGACCUUGGUCUUCAUCGCGCGGAGUCGUUCAAGCAAAAUGUUGAACUUCGGCGGCGUCUUUGGGCCGCGUGUGUGAUCAGUGACAGAUGGAUCAGCGUAGCGUACGGCCACCCUUAUAUGAUCGACGUUCGCGACUGUGAUGCCCGCCUGCCUUCCGCUGGCGAUCAACAUGAUCUCUAUAUGGAUGAACUCGUUCGACUGAGUGUCAUCUUAGGUCGAGUGCAUAAGACCAUCUACAGUCCGUCUGGGUUAACGUUUAUGACCGAUCAGGUCCUCGUCGAACUACUCGCCGACAUACAACGGUGGCAGGAUCAAUUACCUGAAGAUCUGAAAUUCCGUGGAGUUAACACACCCCGGAAUGCUGGCUUGCUCCACAUGCUUUAUGCUUGUGUCUGUAUCCUGUUCUGGCGUGUCUUCAUGCGGAUAUCAUACACAUGUCCUGCACACCUCAAAUUUGGAUUGACCGUGGAACAAUGGACGCAAUUGGUGACUAUGACCGGUGACCUCAUCGACUGGCUGGAUGCCAAUGAGAAGACUUACGAUGUGUGGUUAUUGAUUGCCUAUGCCACCACUUUGUGUGCAUUAGUCCAGAUCCAUACUUGGGCACGGCGGAAAGAUGAAAACGCCAUGGCAAAGCUGAGAAAGCUGAGGGAUUGUGUCCGCCGGUGGGAAGCAUCGUUAUCGCCUGAUCAUAUGUCAGCAAGAAGAAAGACGGCGGAGAUCAUAACCUUGCUGUUUGAGUCCACCCAAGGUGACCCUCUGCCCAUAGAGACUCCGGCUCUCAACCCUACGGGAGGGGUCAUAGGUAAGAAGGUCCUGGGUGGCUUGAACUUCAAGAAGGAUCCAUCACGGCCUGGUGGCGGGGUAUUCGUCGCCCAGGGAGAUGCCCGGGAAGACCUGAAGGAUCUCCCUGCUGGUACCGUCAUCAGCACCAGUUCAGAUGAGGAGUCUGAAGGUGAGGCCCCGACGCGAUCGAUGUCUUCUGUUACAACGUCGAAUAACGCGCAACUCUUCUCUUCCUCCCCGUUCGCACCCCCGCUUCCCGCCGAUGCGCGCCCGUCGAAUUCGAAUUCGCAUCCGACAGCGCAACCAUCGCUGCCCGUUCAACCCUCCUCUAUGGUGAAUAUUACACCCUUGUGGGGCGGUAAGGGCGACGGAAACUUCCCGAACGUGAACCCUGCCAUGAACAGUCAAACCGUGCCUGGGAAUGUGCAGGUAAUGAAUGUAUUAGACGUGCCCCAAGGUACCAAUACGCUGGAGCAAUUUGCGAUCGCGGAUACAGGAUUCUUGGAAGGCAUACCAGGCAGCAUGUUUGAUUGGGGACAAUGGGACACAUUUUUCUCUCGGUUCAACGCCACGGCCGGAAGUGGGGUCAACUCUGGCGCGGGCCCGUCGGCUUCCAACUUCGCCCAAACGCCGUCACAGCAACUCACCGACCAAUCGCAACAGCAGCAGCAGAUUGUCAACCAUUCUGGCCUCCAAACGCAGGAAAGCCACAGCCGAACGCCAUUACCUUACCCUCCCCAAUGA